CAUUCGGACUCAUGUGGGCACUGUGCCUGGAGGGACGGGAAGCUGCUCCCUCAUGAGCCAAGGUAAGCCAGCAGCUGGUCAGGAUAGGCCUGAAAAGUAUCGGUGUGUUAGCGCAUGCGCGAGUGUAGUCCAGUGAGUGGCCAGGAUGGGGCUCUGCGGUGCCUCCCUCCUGCCUCCCCCGACCUCCACUCCCCGGAGCCUUGCCCUGCCCACCGCCGUCCAGUUAGUCAAGCAUCAGCCAGGAGCUCCGACACCCACCUAUCCCCGCUCGCCUCGUCUACAGUUUUAUUCUUCUUAUCCCUAACCACAACUGAAGAAAGGAUAAAUUCAGUUUCCCAGAUAUCUAUCAAAGCAGCUCUACAGCCAAGUGAAAGUCGGUGAAGCGAGGCUCUUGGCGAGAGGUGCAGCUUGGUCUGUAAGUCGCUAGGCCAGGGAGGUGACUGUGGCCCCAGCUGUGUGUCAUACUCUCACUCCCUACGUACUACCUGCUCCAACGCUGCCUUGCCUCUCUGCUGCUCUUCCAGUCCUUCAGAGUGAAGCUUAAAGUGUGUCUUAAUUAAGUUGCGGACUUUCUAAAUACGAGUGAUUUAAUUGAAUCCAAGGUUUCGAGUGUAAAGAUCCAGCUGCUGCCAUCUGUUACCACGGGAGGCAUCGGUUCACCUGGAAGGCACGAGACCUCUCAUCUAUUCGCGACAAGACGAGGAAUGGUGGACUCCUCGUAAGAGUUUAAUAUCUUGGUAUAGAAAAAAAAAAAAAAAAAAAACUGUUGUUUCUAAGAAACAGUGAAAUUUGCAGAAGAUAUUUCAGUGUACCUCUUGGUGUCAGGUGAAGACUGGCGACCAAGUGUGACGCACUGCCACAAGCAAUAUACGAGUAAUCUGUGCUUCUUGUGCUUUGAUGUUUGAGUUGCUGUGCCAGUGAAAACACAAUUCGUUGUGAGAAUUGCUAAGCUAUCCAAGUGUCAAACGAAAGGUGGUCGCUGAGGUCUGCAAGUGAGUGAAUAAGGAGAACUGAUGUUCAUCACAGAACGUAUCAUCACCUAUAGUGAUUGUGUAGGACCUGGUGUCUGGUCAUAGCACAGGAGACCUUAACAGUGCCACUGUGACCGGUAGCGUCGAGAGGCGCAUUCCUGUCCGUAAGUCAUCCACCCAAGGCGAAGACGUCCUCAGGGAAGCUGGGCAGCGAGCAGGUGCAGGGAGCUUCAUCUCAGGCCUCUCCAAGGCGGGGUGGUCGGCUCGGUAACCCAGCUCGCUGUGGCCGCCGAAGGGAUGUGAGUGAUGCGGCGUGAACCUGACGACCACCUCUUGCCCGCCCCGCGCCCGCACGAUCCACAGGGUGCCUUGCUUCACUCACCGACUCGCCUCAUUGUGCAGGCGUCCAAGAGUGAGGCAGACAGCCGAUACCCGGUACACAAGAUGCGCCUGCGUUUCAAUCUCGCUAACCUGCCCAGCGAGGAGGUCCUGCACUCGGCUGAGCUGAGACUUACGCACCUAAAACAUCCGGCUGCUCCAGAUCACGUGCCAGAAGACAAAGACCUCACCACUAAACUACGGGGACGAAAGCAGCGGCGAUGGACAUCCGAGGCUGCACCUUACCUGAAACGCAUCAUGGUGUAUGACGUGCUGCGUCGCGCCACUCGCUCCUCUGAACCAGCGUUGCGCCUCUUAGAUACAAAAAUUGUGGACGCGCGCCAAAUGGGAGUCCAGACCUUGGAUGUCGCAGAUGCUGUUCGUCGGUGGAUAGCGACGCCUAAAAGCAACAACGGCUUGCUAGUGGAGGUUGUUCCCUUCAGUAAAACCUCGACGCUGAACGCAUCCCAUGUGCGGCUCAGGAGGUCAGCAAGGGAGGAAGACCUGUGGUCACAACACCAACCGCUGCUCGUUGUGUAUGCCAACGACGGGAAGGCACAAGUGCGAACCAAGCGAGCCGUGGUGAACAAACAUAAAAAGACUAGAGAUACGUGUCGAAGACAUCGUCUCCAUGUUGACUUUCGUCAAGUAGGUUGGGACGACUGGAUCGUGGCCCCUGCAGGAUAUGACGCCUACUUCUGCAAAGGAGGACCUGCCACUUUCCUUCUUCACGAUUCCCUCAAUACUACUAACCAUGCAGUGGUGCAAACACUAGUUAAUUCACGCUAUCCAGAUCGAGUACCCAAGGCCUGUUGUGUCCCUACUGAACUUUCGCCUAUAUCCAUGCUCUACCAGGACGACGACAAAAAUUUCGUGCUCAAGAACCACCAAGACAUGGUGGUGGAGGGGUGCGGGUGUCGGUGAACAGCGGGCGACAGCCCCGAUGCUGUUCAUCAACGGCCGCUGCCAUGCUGUCUGCUCGCUAGUCCACCCGGUAAUGUGAUAUGUUAUGUUAGAUUUUAUAUAUGAAUACCUACAUCGUGAACCAGAAAUAAAUGUAACAUGAGUAAUACAUGUAGGUGAUAAAAUGUCCGUUUGGUCACAAAACUAUUGAGAGCCUGUGUUCCUGAUGAAUGAACAAUGGGCCACACUUGUUUGUCGUGGCAGACUCACCACGGAGACAAGAAAUAUUAUAAAACCGUCCGUUUAUUGUGUCAGCACUGACGCACCAGCCCGCGUCAGUGGAGGGCUGGAGGCUGGGCAGUGAGAGCACGGACCAAAAGAUGCGUGAGUAGUGGUGCAAGGGGGAUCGGAUGGGGCCAGUGUGGCACAUCGCCAAAGCGGUGGGACACAGAGCCAAGCAGUGUGAGUAUUGUGUUGCGAGGGACAAUAUAACUGACGAGCAUCAUGACGCUAUUCAGGCUGUGAGACAAAGGUGUAGUGCAGCGUAUACAGAACCAAAGAUCAAGGGACGAGCAGUGUCUGUCCGCCUCAGCCCCGCUCACCACCAGCUUGCUGGCGGUGGCCACCACCUCCACCAGCGCGCCCUCUUUUCCCCCGGCUCCGCUGCCCGUAUCCCCCACGUUCCUAACUCCACAUGUAUUUAUUCUCUGUAUUAUAUCCUUCCUACACGUAAGAGAAUGUACAGAUUUAUAUAUAUUUAAAUGUGAAUACAGCUUAAGGUAUUUUGUACAUAAUUAAAAGACAUUGAAUAUCACUGUAAUAAAACUUAUAUAAUUA
Scylla paramamosain (green mud crab) is the source of this 3089-nucleotide messenger RNA. Its product is annotated as bone morphogenetic protein 2-like. Gene Ontology annotation, cellular component: extracellular region. Lineage: Eukaryota; Metazoa; Arthropoda; Malacostraca; Decapoda; Portunidae. The record is from RefSeq and is a predicted model, not a curated record. Gene Ontology annotation, molecular function: cytokine activity; growth factor activity.